UUUGGGAACACAGAUCGAAACAAAGAGAUAGCCGCAGUUUGGCCGUAGUUCUCGCGGCUGCUUCCGGAAGUGACGUAUGAGCCGCGCGCCGAAGUUCUUCAAGGCAGAGUGUUCAGCGCGUGGAGCUGUGGCCCAUUCAUAUUUGAACUUUUAGAUUGGAAUUUCAAAAUGGAGUCUAAGAAGGAGAUUAUAAAUGACCAGCGGUUUUCCUGUAUUACAAAAGAUCCUAGAUUUUGGGAAAUGCCAGAAAAAGACCAUAAAAUCAAAAUUGAUAAAAGAUUUCGUGCAAUGUUCCAUGACAAGAAAUUCAAGUUGAAAUAUACUGUGGAUAAGCGAGGACGACCUAUUAAUCACAGCUCAACAGAGGACCUGAAACGCUUUUAUGCACUUUCUGAUUCAGAUUCUGAUGUUUCAGAGUGUGAUGAUAAACAAACUGAGAGAAAAAAGUGCAAGUCUAAAGGAAAGAAAUGCUCUGAAAAACUCAUUGAUGCAAAAUACAGCAAAGUAGCAGGUUGUAAAAGGUCUCCAAAGUCAAAAACUGAUGCUUUAAAAAAUGAAGGCCAGAAAAGCAAACUCAAGACCACAAAGAAUGUGAAAAACUUCACUGCAAUUGAAUCUGUGCAAGAUAAGGAGCUUAAACCAAAAAAGCAAAACAAGCAAGGUGUAAUGUCUGCAGAGGACCUUCAUGAACAUCAGAAAUCUUCACAGAAGGCUGUAAAAAAGGAAUCAGUGAAAGAAUGCACCACAGAAGCAAAAGAAAAGGAUUCUUCUCUCAGUUUUGCCAUUGAAAAAGAUUUUAAAAAUCAAACUUGUAAAAAUGAGGAAAACUCUGACCUUGAAGAGUCGGAACACAGCAGAGAAACUGAAGAGGAAGGAGAAUCAGAAGAGAGUGGAGACCUGGAAGAGGAAAGCUAUUUGGGAGAUGAUGGAGAAAUGACGGAAGAAAGGGAUUCUGAUGAUGAAGAAGAAGAGACUGGAGAAGAAAGUGGCACAGAUGGUGAUGAAAGUGACAGUGGGCCAGAUCUGGCGAGGGGGAAAGGCAACGUUGAAACUAGCUCCGAGGAGGAAGAGGAAGAUGAUAUGACAGAGUUAUUUCCAAAGGAACCAGAAAUUAUACAUAGAUGGGGAGAACUGACUAAAGAUGCCCCUCGUGCAGAUGAGAUCACAUCCAGAUUGGCGGUUUGCAACAUGGAUUGGGAUCGACUGAAAGCCAAGGAUCUAUUAGCUUUAUUUAAUUCUUUUGUGCCCAAAGGUGGUGUUAUUUUUUCUGUGAAGAUUUAUCCUUCAGAGUUUGGAAAAGCUAGAAUGAAAGAAGAAGUAGCAAGUGGACCGACAGAAUUGUUAAGCCUUUCUGAAAAUGUCACAGAGAAGGACAGUGUUUAUAAGGAGAAACUGAGAGACUAUCAAUUCAAACGACUGAGAUAUUUCUAUGCAGUCGUAGAAUGCGACUCUUCUGAAACAGCCAAUAAGAUUUAUGAAGAAUGUGAUGGACUCGAAUUUGAAAGCAGCUGCUCUUUUGUUGACCUCAGAUUUAUUCCAGAUGAUGUGACAUUUGAUGAUGAGCCAAAGGACGUGGCCUCAGAAGUGGACGGAGCUGCUUAUAAACCAAAGUUCUUCACAUCUGCCGCUGUGGCAACUUCAAAGGUAGACAUCACAUGGGAUGAGACGGAUCAUGAAAGGGUGACUUCCCUGAGCCGAACUUUUAAAAAAGAUGAGCUUCUGGACAUGGACUUCCAGGCUUACUUGGCUUCAUCAAGUGAAGAGGACGAUGCUGAGGUGGACGAGGGGGAACAUCAGCAAGACGUUGGUGUUGCACAAACAGCAGAAAAACAUAAGUCUCACCCCAAGGAUGAUGAAGAGCAAAUUGCAAAAUACAGGGAACUCCUUCGGGGUAUUCAGGAAAAAGAAAAAAAGCAUCAAGAAACUGAUAUGGAAAUGGAGAUUAAAUGGGUCCCAGGACUUAAAGAAAGUGCAGAAGAAAUGGUGAGAAACAAAUUAGAGGGAAAAGAUAAACUGACCCCAUGGGAACAAUUUCUAGAGAAAAAAAAAGAGAAGAGAAAACUGAAGAAAAAACAAAAGGGCGGUGAUGAGGAAACAUUGGUCGAAGAUGAGUAUCCAUCUGAUGUUGAUUUGAAUGACCCAUACUUCGCUGAGGAACUAAAAAAAACAGGUUUGAACAAGAAGCUGAAGAAAAAAGGAGAUUCUCCAGAGAAGGAUGAUACAGAAAAACAUAAGGCCGAAAUGUCUCUCCUGGUGAUGGAUGAGGAGGAGGAUGAAAGGAGACACUUCAAUUAUGACAAGAUAGUAGAACAGCAGAACUUAAGCAAGAAAAAGAAAAAGCUAUUAAUGAAAAAGAAGGAACUGUUGACAGAUGACUUCCAGGUAAAUGUGGGUGAUGCCAGAUUCCAAGCCAUGUAUACUUCUCAUUUGUUCAACUUGGAUCCAUCAGAUCCAAACUUUAAGAAAACAAAAGCAGUGGAAAGGAUUUUGGAAGAGAAAGCUCGCCGAAGACAGCAAGGACUGGCUAAAGCAGUUGAGAGAGAGGACAUUACAGUGGAGAAGGAAUCUGCAGCCAGUAAAUCCUUAGAUCCUGCACUGUCCAUGCUAAUCAAAUCUGUCAAGAAUAAAACAGAACAAUUUCAAGCAAGGAAAAAACAGAAAGUCAAAUAAAUUAAUCUCUUUGAUUGAUGAAAAUCCAUGGACUUUGGAAGAAAUCAGUAUAUUUUUGUUAAGCCUAAACACCAUCUAAACAGUUCAGACUGAAAUGCUUACAUACUUACCAUAUUAAUGGUAAAGGUCAUCCUAGAAACAAGUGUAACAUACUAAAGAAGUGUAAUAUUUUGGAUUGGUUUCUUUUUAAGCAGUUGAUAUCGACUCCAGAGAACCAAUACAGGUUGUUCGUCACUUACGCAGAAAUCAAAAUCUUCUACAUGAGAUAGUGACACCUUUGCCUUCUAAUAGUUCAGUGUGCAGAAACAUUGCUUCUUGCACAGAAUUGUAUAAAACAUUAUCUUUAUGUCAUCUGUAUGAGGUUAAGUUGAACAAUAAAUUACCUUUGUGUUUAGACCUGGGUUCCAUCUCCAGGAUAUAUUGAUAUACAUAUAGAAACAUUCCAAAACCUGAAACACUGAUUGAAAGCAUUUUGAAUAUGGACAUUCAACCUAUAUAUUAAUAUUCUUAACAUGAUAUACUUUAUAUUUCAGAUAUCUAUAAGCAAAAUUGGAUUAACUGUAAACAUUGGAUGAACAGCUUAAAUAUGUAAUUAGACAUGCAAAUGAAAAGAGUAUUUCGGUUGAUACAAGUCUUUAAUCUGUAAUGGUAUUAAAUUAAGUUACUCAAGUAAAAAUGUUAAAAACUGUUA
This is a messenger RNA of Anolis carolinensis (green anole), 3361 nucleotides long. It is a transcript of the gene esf1, whose product is annotated as ESF1 nucleolar pre-rRNA processing protein homolog. Gene Ontology annotation, cellular component: nucleus. The transcript is spliced from 14 exons. Lineage: Eukaryota; Metazoa; Chordata; Lepidosauria; Squamata; Anolidae. Gene Ontology annotation, biological process: rRNA processing. Gene Ontology annotation, molecular function: RNA binding. Bases 169 to 2670 code for a protein of 833 amino acids. The record is from RefSeq and is a predicted model, not a curated record.